UCAACAACCAUUCUCUCAACAACCAUUCUCUCAACAACCAUUCUCACAACAUCCAUUCUCUCAGCAACCAUUCUCUCAACAACCAUUCUCUCAACAUCCAUUCUCUUAGCAACCAUUCUCUCAACAACCAUUCUCUCAACAACCAUUCUCACAACAACCAUUCUCUCAACAACUAUUCUCUCAACAACAAUUUUCUCAACAUCCAUUUUCUCAAUAUCCAUUCUGUCAACAACCCUUCUCUCAACAACCAUUCUCUCAACAACCAUUCUCUCAACAACCAUUCUCUCAACAUCCAUUCUCUCAACAUCCAUUCUCUCAACAUCCAUUCUCUCAACAACCAUUCUCUUAACAACCAUUUUCUCAACAAUUGUCUCGACAACCAUUGUGUCGACAAACAUAGUUUCGACAACCAUAGUUUCGACAACCAUAGUAUCAACAACCAUAGUAUCGACAACCAUUCUCUUAACAACCAUUUUCUCAACAAUUGUCUGGACAACCAUUGUCUCGACAACCAUUGUGUCAACAACAAUUGUCUCGAAAACCAUUGUGUCGACAACCAUAGUUUUGACAAUCAUAGUUUCGACAACCAUAAGUCUCAACACCCAUUCUCUCAACAACCAUUCUCUCAACAAACAUUAUCUCAACAAACAUUUUCUCAACAAUUCUCUCAACAACAAUUCUUUCAAAAACCAUUCUCUCAACAUCCAUUCUCUCAACAACCAUUCUCUCGACAACCAUUCUCUCAACAACACUUCUCUCAAUAACCAUUCUCUCGACAACAAUUUUAAAAACAACUCUUCUCUCAACAACCAUUCUCUCAACAACCAUUCNAUCUAUCAUAUUAACUAG
Eurytemora carolleeae is the source of this 849-nucleotide messenger RNA. RefSeq names its product dr1-associated corepressor homolog. The record is from RefSeq and is a predicted model, not a curated record. NCBI's taxonomy places the organism in Eukaryota, Metazoa, Arthropoda, Copepoda, Calanoida, Temoridae. The transcript has a single exon. The annotation marks the transcript as partial.